This is a messenger RNA of Xyrauchen texanus (razorback sucker), 2531 nucleotides long. RefSeq names its product protein spinster homolog 1-like. Gene Ontology annotation, cellular component: membrane. Gene Ontology annotation, biological process: transmembrane transport. NCBI's taxonomy places the organism in Eukaryota, Metazoa, Chordata, Actinopteri, Cypriniformes, Catostomidae. The transcript is spliced from 13 exons. Bases 225 to 1745 code for a protein of 506 amino acids. The record is from RefSeq and is a predicted model, not a curated record. Gene Ontology annotation, molecular function: transmembrane transporter activity.
ACCAAUAUGGCGUCGUGCUGAGACUGUAGAUCAGCAACAAAACAGAAAAGUCGGUCAGCUACACGGUACGGUUCGAGGCUCUCCGCUGUAAUUUGAAGAUGUUCACACCGGAGGUAAGGUAAAGAUAACACCUGAAACGUCUAGACCAGUCAAGAAGUCCCCAACACCGCCUUGUGAUCAACUUUGAGGACGCGACUGUCUACGCUGUGCAUUUUCCAGCAGUGAUGUCACGAACAGAUGCUUCUUCAGACACCACACCCUUUUUCUCAGAUGAUAAUGAGGGGGAGGAUCCUGUUGACAUCAAGGUGGGGCCAUCUCAUCCUGAGGAAGAAGAAUCUGCUAGUGGAGUGUCUAAUAGAAGAGCUAUUUUGACAGUGAUUGUCCUCUGCUACAUCAACCUGCUAAACUAUAUGGACAGAUUCACUGUGGCAGGUGUACUCCCAGACAUUGAGCAUUUCUUCAACAUUAGUGAUGGCAAAUCAGGGCUUCUUCAGACAGUCUUCAUCUGCAGUUACAUGUUUCUGGCUCCUCUGUUUGGUUACCUGGGCGACCGAUAUAACAGGAAGGUGAUCAUGUGUGUGGGUAUUUCCUUCUGGUGUAUAGUGACACUUUCCAGCUCCUACGUUGGUAAAGAUUAUUUUUGGGCAUUGUUGUUGACGCGGGGGCUGGUGGGUGUCGGAGAGGCCAGCUACUCCACAAUUGCUCCCACCAUCAUCGCUGAUAUGUUCAUCAAGGAGAAGAGGACCAACAUGCUGUCGAUCUUUUACUUUGCCAUUCCAGUGGGCAGUGGUCUGGGUUAUAUAGUGGGCUCAAAGGUGGAUGAUGUGGCUGGAGACUGGCACUGGGCACUUCGGGUGACCCCUGGUCUGGGGCUUCUGGCAGUAGUUCUCUUGGUGUUUGUGGUUCAGGAGCCGAAGCGUGGUGCAGUCGAAGCUCAUCCAGAGCACAUGCUGCAAAGAACCAGCUGGCUGGUGGACAUGAAAGCACUCUGCAGGAAUCCUAGUUUUGUUCUGUCCACGUUUGGCUUCACGGCUGUGGCCUUUGUGACCGGAUCUCUGGCUCUGUGGGCCCCCGCCUUUUUAUUUAGAGCAGGCGUCUUCAUUGGAGAAAAACAGCCAUGCUUAAAGAACCCAUGUGACACCUCUGACAGUCUGAUUUUUGGUGGCAUCACAGUUGUAAGUGGUAUCCUGGGUGUAGCAGGUGGAGUGCAGGCCAGCAAGUUGCUGAGGACGAGAACCGCACGAGCUGAUCCUCUGGUCUGUGCUGCAGGACUCCUCCUUGCUGCUCCCUUUCUCUAUCUGUCCAUUAUGUUUGCUCAGGCUAGCACUGCAGCCACAUACGUCUUUAUCUUCUUUGGUGAAACAUUCUUGUCCAUGAAUUGGGCGAUUGUAGCAGACAUCCUUCUAUAUGUUGUGAUCCCCACACGGCGCUCCACAGCAGAGGCCUUUCAGAUUGUGCUCUCACACCUGCUGGGUGAUGCCAUUAGCCCCUAUCUCAUUGGAGUUGUUUCUGACUCCCUAAAGAAGUCAGACUCGUAUAUGUGGGAAUUUCGCUCUCUUCAGAUGUCACUCCUGCUGUGCUCGUUCGUGGCCGUGGGUGGUGGAGCUUUCUUCCUGGCUACGGCCCUCUUCAUCGAGCAAGACCGAAAUCUGGCUGAAAACUAUGUGCCCUCUAAUGAUGCACCAAUCAUUGUUCCAAAGAGGGGCAGAUCCACUAAAGUAUCAGUGUCAAGCGUUUUAAUUUGAGACAACGGAAGGAUUUGGCUGGUUCUCAGGACUGGGCACAAUGGUCUGAUUGGCUUAGGCAGACCGCACUAGAGCUGCCAACAUCCAAUUCUGGAGCGGUGUCAGAUAAUAAUCACUGCUUGGACUAUCUCCAUAAUAAUGAGUUUUAUAGUAAUUUAUUAUGAAUUGUUUUUAUAUCCUUAACAUCAAUAUUGAUUUGGGAACAUGUCAAACUAACAGAAAUUCAAGAAAUAUCUUUCCUGGAAGUUCUGCGGUCAUUAUUCACACUCCCUUUCCCCUGGAGGAGACCAAUGGGAGGAGAGCAAGGCACGCAAAAAAUGCAUGUUGGAGAAAUGAGAAGUUGAAAGUGGUUAUAUGUUGGAGUCAGAAUUAUUUACAUUCGUUUGAGAUGCAUACAGCUGUGUUUUAGAUUUCAAGCCAUGUAAGCCACAUUGCUGUCUGUUGGUUCAAAGUGAGACAGGUCAACUGAAACUGAUAAAGAUUAUUUUUAAUCGGACAAACCAAAGGCACAGUCCAGUUUUGGGGCCGAUUUAAAAUGCAUUCAGAAAUUUGACAAUGAAACCGAUUCAGACUAAACUUGAGCAAUGAUCUGUGAGUCCAUGAUCUGACUCAACAACCUUAGUUUUUCAUCCUCCCUUAUAUCUUCCAUACACUGAAUCAUCCACUAAUGCUGCCAUGAUUCAAAUAUUAGAUUCAUUUUAUAAUGAUAAUUGUUGUAGUAAUUUAUUUAUAUAUAUUCUGUAGUUCUAUAUAUAUAUAUAUAUAUAUAUAUAUAUAUAUAUAUAU